This is a messenger RNA of Dovyalis caffra, 627 nucleotides long. NCBI's taxonomy places the organism in Eukaryota, Viridiplantae, Streptophyta, Magnoliopsida, Malpighiales, Salicaceae. The record is from the annotation of a GenBank genome assembly.
AUGGGAUUUCUCUCCAUGCGCUUCGGUGAAUACAAUCUCACAGUUGAAUACUACAGGGCACCUUUCCUGGUAUUCACUGGUCGCCCACCUCAGAAUUCACCAGCUGGCAUCAAAAUGACCCAUGAGUUUCUAUAUUUAUUUCUCACAACAACGUUAAGCUGCGUGAAAGAAAAUGACUACUUGGUAUAUGCAGGGGUUACCAUUUUGGGGACGGAGAACAUUACAGGUAAUAAUCUUGGCGCAAUUCCAGCUAGGAAGUGUAGACCCGGAUUAACAUACAAUCCAGAUUACACGUUGGGGAAUGGUACGUGGGAUGACGGGGGUCAAUGUGCUGUGGCUAGACAACAAGAGACAACAUACACAAUGCUGGAACCUGAGCCAGGGCAUAACCAAAUCAUUUCUACUGUAAUCAAAGAGAUGGAUUAUGGAGACAGGAAGGUUCAGUUCUUAAACAUUACGCAUUUUUCGCAGUUCAGGUAUGAUGGUCACCCUUCUCACCAUCUUGAGCCAGGCACGCCUGUUGGUGCUCCACAGGACUGCAGUCAUUGGUGCCUACCAGGAAUACCGGACAUAUGGAAUGAAAUUUUAUAUGCUAAUUUACUGUCAAUGGGAUUCAGAACCAAGUGA